UCUCUAUUCAUUUACGUACUUAUCCUCACUAGUGACCGAAGCAACCAAGCGAAGGUCACAAAACCUGACACUUUCUGUUGUACCAAAGUCUUCGCUGAUUUUGUGCAUCAACAGUAGUCAUUAUUGAACCUUCCAUACUUUUCAGAAUGCCGAGCUCGAAGAAGAGCAAAACGAUGAUCGUUCAGUUGAUGAACUCUUGUCAUUCAUUAAUGGAGAAAUUGGAGGCCUCAUUGGAGGUAAGGAAAUUAUGUGUCACAGAUUCCAAAGGGAUUAAAACUUCCAAGAACAAAAAGAAGAAUCGCAGGAGAAAAGAUCAGCAGAAAAGCACGUGUCUAUAUGAGGCCAAUGAGCUCCAUGAGGUGUCAAGCAAUCUUAACUUUGCUUGCCCCAGUGAUCAACUCAACAAAUUUACGCCUAGUUCUAGUUUGACAUUAAAGCUACAAGAUCUAAAGGAUGAUAGGGUGGAUGAUAUGAUUGGGUUUGAUGAUGGUGAUAUUGACGAUGAGAUUGAUCCGGCAUUGAAGGAAAAAAUUGAUAGGGAGGUUGAAGAUUUUGCUCGGAGGUUAAAUUCAGACUGGCCUGAAAGGAUGCAAGAGAUCCUAUCUUUGGGUCAGGAAAGGAGGCCUGUACCAUUUUCCAUUAAUGGAAACAGUUCUUUCAGAAGAUAUGCUUGAGUACAUCCAGAGUGGAAACGGCUCGAACAAAACUCUUAUCAGCCAUAGGCUGGAACAAUUUUGACCAGAUGCUAACAGGCUACCAAGAGUUCCAAUUCUCAUUUAUUUGGACCCAAGCAUAAUUAUUUUUUCCUUUCUUCAUAAUUUAAUCUUCUUAUUUUGUUGGGGUAAUUAGCUGGAGUCGGAUUUUGGGGGCUACUGUUUGGUAUGUUAGGGCAACAAAUAAAUAAAAAAAAAAAUAAUUUUGCCUUUGUUUUCAUGAGCCAAACUUGUUCGUUUAUCACAAGCUUGUAUGAGAUUACACAAACUGGUCGUCUCACUUAUUUUUGAAUUUGUUUAACAAGUUCAAUGUAGUUUUGAAAUUUUAAUU
This is a messenger RNA of Malus domestica (apple), 1044 nucleotides long. The record is from RefSeq and is a predicted model, not a curated record. Lineage: Eukaryota; Viridiplantae; Streptophyta; Magnoliopsida; Rosales; Rosaceae.